CGUGAGUCAUGAGCAGGCUGCUCCUGCUGGCGCAGAGAGUCACCUGGGCCGCUCUGCGCUGCCGUGGCCGCGGCUACGGCUCGCCCUCAGCAUGUUUUACGCCCGUGCGGGCGGGGCCGCCAGACCGGGGUCUUUCACACACCUGGAAUGAAUGUAGAUUCCAGGUGGAUCGGUUUCCAGCUGCCAGAUUUAAGAAGUUUGCAACAGAAGAGGAGGCUUGGGCAUUUGUUAGGAACUCCUGGGAGCAGCAUGGAUACAUGUUCUGCUCUUCAGAGAGGCAGAAUCAUGUUGUACCUAGAGUCCCACUUGUUCUGCAUGAUGUGAGAGAUGAUCCCUGCUACCUGAUUUCUCAGAUGUUGCAGUCUUUAUUUAAGGAUGUCUGGAAGAAAAAGGAACUUGUAGAAGAACCACAAGUGAAAGCAAGCAAACGACUUCAUGAGUCCCUGAAUGAAGUUGAAGGUGAAAGUGCAGAGCCCUGUGCAAAGCAUUUAAAACAGAAUACGGACUCAGUACCAGCAAUUGACAAAAGCACAUUUUCUUACAUGGGAGAUUUUGUUGUUGUCUAUACGGAUGGCUGCUGCUCCAGCAAUGGGCGGAGGAGGGCACGAGCAGGGGUCGGUGUUUACUGGGGACCUGGUCAUCCUCUAAAUGUAGGCAUUAGACUUCCUGGUCGACAGACAAACCAAAGAGCGGAGAUUCAUGCAGCCUGCAAAGCAAUUGAACAAGCAAAGGCCCAAAACAUCAGCAAGCUGGUUCUGUAUACAGACAGUAUGUUCACUAUAAAUGGUAUCACUAGCUGGGUUCCAGGUUGGAAGAAAAAUGGAUGGAAAACAAGCACAGGGAAAGAGGUGAUCAACAAAGAGGACUUUGUGUGGCUGGAGAAACUUACUCAGGACAUGGAUAUUCAGUGGAUGCAUGUUCCUGGUCAUUCGGGAUUCAUAGGCAAUGAAGCAGCUGACAGAUUAGCAAGAGAAGGAGCUAGACAAUCUGAAGACUGAAGUAGUUUUUAUUUCUUGGGAAAACUUGAGCUCAUUUGUUUCCAUUCCUUUCUGGGAUAAAAGAUCCAGAUCCAGAUGGCCAUUGGUUGCAGCAGAUUGGCAGACAACGACCUUCAAGCUAAGUCAACAACAACAAAAAAAAAGACAAAGUGACAUUCUCUUAAACUAUAUGCUAAAAAGUGGUGAAAUGGAUAAUAGAUGAACCGCCUUGAAACGUGAGGUUUAUCCGAGAUUCCAGCAUUGUGCUUUGUCAGUUACUUUUACUGCAGUGUGAACAUUUUUAUGGUUUUGGAUUUAAUAAGAAAUAAAUAAAAAAAAAAAUGUUGAAAAGCGGCAGGCAAGCACUCCUAAAGUCUUGGAAGAAAGUUCCUUUGUGAUUCAUGUGUCAAGAUGAAGUCUCCCUCCUCAUGGCUGAUGUGCACCUGUGUUGAGUACAGAAAGGCACAAUGCCCUUGGCAACUGCAGCCCCAGCCAGUACCCACUGCUGAGUGUGAGUGGAGCCUUAGAUGACCGGGCCCUGGGUGCAGAAGUAGCACAGAAGUAUAUACAUAUACUAUAUAAUGAUCAAUAGCUCCUGAUCAUUAUAUAGUAACAGUAAGUACAAAAAAAUUAUUUUUAUUGGAAGUAUAAUAAAGUUUGGUAAG
Suncus etruscus (white-toothed pygmy shrew) is the source of this 1642-nucleotide messenger RNA. It is a transcript of the gene RNASEH1, whose product is annotated as ribonuclease H1. Gene Ontology annotation, biological process: DNA replication, removal of RNA primer. Gene Ontology annotation, molecular function: RNA-DNA hybrid ribonuclease activity; magnesium ion binding; nucleic acid binding. The record is from RefSeq and is a predicted model, not a curated record. NCBI's taxonomy places the organism in Eukaryota, Metazoa, Chordata, Mammalia, Eulipotyphla, Soricidae.